GGGGUCGGUUAAGGGAACGAGGGGUCGGUUAAGGGAACGAGGGAUCGGUUUGAGACAGACCCGCCGCCUCGGCCUUCCACUGGUUUAUCUAACGAACUUUACUUGACCUGAUACAGUAAUGGAACCGCCCUUAAUAUGGCGACGGGGACUCCGUUAAGAGGAAAAGUCGAGAACUCGAUAAUGCAGUAAUGAAACUGGAAACUUUAACUGAUAGCCGGCUGGAAUUUCUUUCUUUUUUAUUAAUUAAAAUUAAGUAUGCCGACUUUAUGUUUGGAGGAGUCGCUUUCUGUAAUGCUGUUUCAUGGUGUUUUGUAGAUGUUUGUAGUUUUGAGUCUGAAGAAAUUAGAUGUUUUACGGAUUAAUCACAAACGAGGCUGACGAGCUCCACUGCAGCGUGAUGACGUCGAAACUCCGCCGUGUUGGACGUCAGGCGGUUCAAAGAGGAGGAAAGAUGGCGGACAACAAAGGCCAAGCAGAGACGGAUAGCUCGGCUAGCAUGGAGUCAGAACCAGCUGCCACGGUAAACGGAGACUCUACCAGUCAGCCCGCCGAAUCGGCUAGCGUUACAGAAGCCGCCCCGAAGGACGGGGGCGACGGACAGUGCGGAGAAAAUGUUUCGCGAGUGUCGACACCCGCUGACGGCGGCGGCGGAGGGGAAAGCAGCGACAGCGCUGGAGGAGGAGGAGAAGGAGAGGGAGAAGGAGGAGGAGGAGGAGAAGUAAGCACCAGCCGUAGCAGCCCGGACGGCGACGGGAACGGGAGCGUAGAGACUGCCGAGACGUCGGGGGCCGCGGGUGACGGCGCAGCCCCGGCCACGGCCACGGCCACUGCCACUGCCACGGCUCCGGCUCCGGCUCCGGCCCCGGGCCCGGCCGCAGCCGCUGCCGCAGGCUCUUCCCCGGCUCCCCCAGCAGAGUCCUCGCCCGCCGCUCCUCCUGCGCCAGCCACCCCAAUAAACCUGCUGGAUACGUGCGCCGUGUGUAAACAGAGCCUGCAGAACCGCGACUGUGAGCCCAAACUCUUACCCUGCCUGCACUCGUUUUGCCUAAAAUGCAUCCCUCAGCCGGAGAGACAGAUCAGCGUGGGAGUCCCGGGCCCCCACGGCCAGGACACGCACAUCGUGAACGUCAUGCGGUGUACAGUGUGCUACCAGGAGUACAAACAGACAGACAUGAUAGACAAUUACUUUGUGAAGGACACGACAGAAGUCUCCAGCACUUCGACAGAGAAGUCUAUGCAGGUAUGCACCAGCUGUGAAGACAAUGCCAGCGCUAUUGGUUUUUGUGUGGAGUGCGGGGAAUGGCUAUGCAAGACUUGCAUUGAGGCACACCAGAGGGUCAAAUUCACCAAGGAUCAUACAAUACGUAAAAAAGAGGAGGUCUCUCAGGAGUCGGUGGGCUCAUCAGGACAGAGGACCGUGUUCUGUCCGAUCCACAAACAGGAGGCACUCAAACUCUUCUGUGAAACCUGUGACAAACUGACCUGCAGAGACUGCCAGCUGCUGGAGCACAAAGAACACAGGUACCAGUUCCUGGAGGAAGCCUUUCAAAAUCAGAAAGGAAUUAUUGAGACGUUCAUGUCAAAACUGCAGGAGAAGAAAAACUUUGUGCAGUUUUCUGCAGCUCAGGUGCAAAACAGACUGAAAGAGGCAACCGAGACACACAGGAAAGUUGAGCAUGAGAUUAAGAUUGCAGUCUUUACCCUCAUCAACGAAAUCAACAAGAAGGGCAAGUCUCUGCUUCAGCAGCUGGAGAGCGUGACAAAGGAGCGCACCAUGAAGCUGUACAACCAGCAGCGGGACAUAGGCUCAAUGGCACAACAGAUCCUACAUGUGCUGCGCUUCACUCACUGGGCCAUCAGCAAUGGCAGCAGCACGGCACUGCUCUACAGCAAGAGACUGAUCAUGUACCAGCUGCGCCAUAUCCUUAAGGUUCCUCUUGACCCGGUACCUCAGGCCAACGGAGCUGUUCGCUUCUUCUGCGAUCCCACCUUUUGGGCCAAGAACGUCGUCAAUCUUGGUAACCUGGUGAUUGAAAAAGUGCCCCCACCAGCACCGCAGCCUCCAAACAUGAUUGGACCACAGAUCUCCCCUGGACACAACGCUGCUGCAAAGCACCCUGGGCAAAUCAACCUUGCUCAGCUCCGACUGCAGCACAUGCAGCAGGCCGCUUUCGCACAGAAGCAGCAGCAUCAACAACAGCAUCAACAGCAGAUCCAGCAGCAAAUGCGCAUCGCAUCGCAGAUGUCUCAGCAUCCUAGACAGGGAGGACCCCCUCAGAUAAUGCAGCAACAGCCUCCGAGACUUAUAAGCAUGCAGUCGAUGCAGAGGGAGGGGGUUAACGGUUCCGCCCACAUGUAUCCCCCUCCCCACCACCUCCGCAUGACGGCCUCGCAGGGCCGCAUGCCUGUGGCCCAGCCCCGUCUGAACGGGCAGGCAUAUCCUAUGAUGCAACCGCAGCUUCAAAGACGGCAUUCCAACCCUGGCCAUGCGGGCCCCUUCCCCGUUGCAUCACUGCACAACGUCAGUGCUGCCAACCCUACCAGUCCUACCAGCGCCAGUAUGGCCAGUGCCCAUGGCCACCGGGGCCCCACCAGCCCUGUAGUGGGCCCCAUCGAGCUCAUUCCCUCAGUCACCAACCCUGAGAACCUGCCCUGCCUGCCUGACAUUCCCCCCAUCCAGUUGGAAGAUGCAGGUUCCAGCACCUUGGACAAUCUCCUUAGCCGAUACAUCUCCGCUAGUACGCAGCAACCUCUGGCACCUACUAAUAACCUUAACCCCUCACCAGGACCCUCAACGAACUCUCCAGGGUCAUCAGGGUUAUCAAACUCACUGACUCCAGCCCGGCCGUCCAGCUCCUCCAGUACAGGCAGCCGUGGCAGUUGUGGGUCGGCAGGUAGGUCCGGGACUGGGAGCACAGCUGUAGACCAGGUGAAGGUCAAACAGGAGCCAGGAGUGGAGGAAGAGUGUGGAUACUCUGGGGCCAACGUCAAGACUGAACGGGGCAAAGACGGCCGGCGGAGUGCUUGCAUGAUGAACAGUCCGGAGGCCAGCGUGACCCCUCCUCUCCCUGUCCUGGGUUCUGUGUCCACUGGAUCUGUACAGGAUGUUUUAAGAACCCUGGGAGAAAAUGUUAAAAUGGAGCCACAGAACCCGCCCUGCAGUAGCACAAACACUUCUCUGACUAACGGCAGCAUGGACGCUGGGAAUCAGGCCAUGUUUCAUCGCUCUCAGAGGACCAGCAGCAGCUCACAGGCUAAUGCUAACAGCCAGCCGGGCACAGAGGGCAAAGAGGAUGACCCAAAUGAAGACUGGUGUGCGGUGUGUCAGAACGGAGGAGAGCUUCUGUGUUGUGACCGCUGCCCUAAAGUCUUCCACAUCACCUGCCACAUCCCUACACUACGCGCCUCGCCCAGUGGAGACUGGAUGUGCACGUUCUGCAGAAGUCUGACCAAUCCAGAGAUGGAGUAUAACUGCGAUGAUGACCCUCCGAGUAAAAAAGACAAGAGUGAGCGGGGUCUGAGUUCAGAGGACCAGAGGAAAUGUGAGCGCCUGCUGCUCCAUAUAUUCUGUCAUGAGCUGAGUGUAGAGUUUCAGGAGCCAGUUCCUUCCUCGGUUCCCAACUACUAUAAGAUCAUAAAACACCCCAUGCACCUGAACUUGGUGAAGAGGAAACUGCAGCUAAAGCACCCGCAGCACUACCAGAACCCCAAAGAGUUUGUGUACGACGUCCGUCUGGUCUUCAGUAACUGCGCCAAGUACAAUGAGAUGUCUCGAAUAAUCCAGGUAUAUGAUGAAGAGAAACAGAGUAAUGUGCAGGCGGACUCGGAGGUAGCCGAGGCAGGCAAGGCCGUGAGUUUGUACUUCGAGGAGAAGCUGGCGGAGAUCUACCCUGACCAGAGCUUUCCGGUGGAAGCGGAAAAACGGACUCGGGAAGAGGAAGAGGAGGAGGCCGAAGACGACUCGGACGACGACUUCGUGCAGCCGAAGCGGAAGAGGUUAAAAAACGAUGAGAAAGUGUUGCACAUAAAGUGAAGAGGAACCUGCAGGAAGGAGGGACUGCAAAAAGAGAGUGUUUUUGGUCUUCCUCACAAUCUCCCUCUCGAUGUAUUAUGGCUGGCUGGCUGACCGGUAUUCAGAUUCCGUGAUUAUUAUUUCACCCUGCUUCGUCAUGAAGGGUUGCUAUAAAUAAGCAAGAAUUUUAAAAUAUGAACCAUGAGUCUUGAACUA
This is a messenger RNA of Colossoma macropomum (tambaqui), 4228 nucleotides long. It is a transcript of the gene trim33, whose product is annotated as tripartite motif containing 33. NCBI's taxonomy places the organism in Eukaryota, Metazoa, Chordata, Actinopteri, Characiformes, Serrasalmidae. Gene Ontology annotation, molecular function: protein binding; zinc ion binding. The coding region runs from base 347 to 4033 and encodes 1228 amino acids. The transcript is spliced from 20 exons. The record is from RefSeq and is a predicted model, not a curated record.